Messenger RNA from Myripristis murdjan (pinecone soldierfish), 4602 nucleotides. RefSeq lists its product as uncharacterized. Bases 41 to 4591 code for a protein of 1516 amino acids. Gene Ontology annotation, cellular component: membrane. Gene Ontology annotation, molecular function: calcium ion binding. Gene Ontology annotation, biological process: cell adhesion. The record is from RefSeq and is a predicted model, not a curated record. Lineage: Eukaryota; Metazoa; Chordata; Actinopteri; Holocentriformes; Holocentridae. The transcript is spliced from 26 exons.
AUUAGAGCACGUGCUGCAGACCAUCACACAGACCUUUGCAAUGGAGUUCUGCUUUGGAUUUCAUCAAGCCCGUGGAUCUAAGAUCUCUACAUCAUGGAUCACCUUUAUCUUUCUAUACUCAACACUGUGUAUGUGGACUAGUGUAGACUGCUGGUCCUACUACUUCUCUAACAACACCAUGACUUGGCAAAAAGCUAGAGAGUGGUGUCAGGAGCAUUACACAGACAUGGUGGCCAUCCAGAACCAGGAGGAGAUCACCCAUCUCAAUAGCUGGCUGCCUAAGAAGGAUGGGUACUACUGGAUAGGGAUCCGCAAGAUCCAAAAUGUCUGGACCUGGGUGGGGACCAACAAGCCUCUGACAGAAGAAGCAACCAACUGGGCAUCAAAUGAGCCAAACAACGGCAAAAACGGAAAGAUAGAUGGGAAAAACGAGGACUGUGUGGAGAUGUACGUGAAGAGGUACAACGAGCCGGGCAAGUGGAAUGAUGAGAGGUGUUCAAAGAGGAAGACAGCCCUGUGCUAUACAGCUGCCUGUAAGAACAACUCAUGCCAAAAUGGGGAAUGUGUAGAGACCAUUAACAGCCACAAGUGUGAAUGCUUCGAAGGUUUCUACGGGGAGAAGUGCGAGCAAGUCGUCAAGUGUAACAAAGAUGAGGUGACGCUCCCGGAGAAAGUGUCAGAAGUCAGUUGUUCUCAUACGAACGGCGAGUACUCCUAUGACUCCAUGUGCCAGUAUUCCUGUGAGGAAGGAUACCAGUUGAGCUCAUCAGGAUCCAUGAGGUGCACUGCCAAUGGAAGCUGGUCAGAGCAGCCUCCUACUUGUGAACUGGUGCAGUGUAAGGAGCUGUCGACACCAGAAAGAGGCUUCAUGGAUUGCUCUGAUCCUCUGGGCUCCUCCAGCUACCAGUCCACCUGUGUGUUUUCCUGUGAAGAAGGCUAUGUACUGGCUGGCUCCCAGUCAAACAGCCUGCGCUGUGAAGGGUCCGGACUUUGGAACGACUCACAGCCACAUUGCGAUGCUGUCCAGUGCCCUGCUCUCCAGCAGCUAGAGAAUGGAGCUGUCAGCUGUGAAGGUGAUGAAGACAUCAGGUUCAGCUACGGGAAUGCCUGCAGCUUCAGCUGUGCCCCGGGCUACCGGCUGGUGGGAUCCAGCACAGUGACCUGCACAUCAGCGGCUGAGUGGAGCAAGGAGAUGCCUCGUUGUGAAGCUAUUACCUGCCCAAAACCAGAGGGAGCUCACCUGCUUACUCAGUGCAACCACCCAUCCGAUGAACUACGGCCAGAAUCCACCUGCAGCUUCAGCUGUGAUCCAGGGUUUGAACUGCAGGGGGCGCCCACUAUUCAGUGUUCUGAGAAUGGAGAGUGGAAUACAGGCAUACCAACAUGCAAAGCACUGCAGUGUCCUCCUCCUGCAUCUCCUGUAGGAGGCCAGAUCAGCUGCGUGACCCCCUCGCUCUCCUCAUCUAUCUCUGCUGGGACAUCCUAUACACAGGGCACGGUCUGUACCUUCAGCUGUGAUGAUGGCCAUGAGCUCCAAGGUGCACUCAGCAUGGAGUGCACUCUGGCAGGCCAAUGGACUUCCACCCCACCAACCUGCACAGCAGUGAGAUGCCCCUUGCUCGAGGCUCCUGUUAACGGUGCUAUCAACUGUUCAGACCCUGAGCUGAAAUACAACUCUGAGUGCUCCUUUACAUGCAACCAAGGCCACUCGUUACAUGGAUAUGAAGUUGUCAUCUGCGAUCGUUAUGGUAACUGGACCGCAGAGCAGCCUGUUUGCCAAGCUUCUCCUGCACCUCUGAUGAGCCCCACCACCAUAGGCAUGGCAGCAGGGGGCGCUGUGACAGUGUCCGGCCUGUCCCUGGCUCUCUGGCUGCUGAAGAGACUGAAGCCAAAAGGAAAAAACAAGUUUGAGCUUAACAGCACGUCAGACAUAGAGGACCCUCCACAGGUCUACAAGAACAGCAUUGACAGUAGUGCCUUGGUUGUGGGCACCAUGGGCUGGACUUAUCAUCACUCUAACAACAAGAUGAACUGGUCCCAGGCCAGAGAGUUUUGUCAGAACAACUACACUGACAUGGUCGCCAUCCAAAGCCAGGAGGAAAAUGACUACCUGGUGUCUCUGCUGCCAAACAGAAGUUCGAGUCCAUAUUAUUGGAUUGGAAUCACGAAAGCCCACAAAAAUGACCCGUGGACCUGGGUUGGAAACAACAGCACAUGGAUUGGUGACCAUUCGUGGGCGCAAAAUGAGCCUAACAACAACCACAGCACAGAGUUUUGUGUGGAGAUCUAUGUGAACGGAGGGGCAAACAGAGGGAAGUGGAACGAUGAGAAAUGUGCCAAUUUGAAAUACCCUGUUUGCUAUAAAGCUGUGCAAUGCGCCCCUCUGUCUCAGCCCGACGGCGGAUACCUUAACUGCUCAGGAGAGAACCAGACGUUCAACUCAACCUGUACAUUUGGAUGUUACCUGGGAUUCCUGCUGCUGGGCUCAUCAGACCUUACCUGUGGCACUGACGGUGUCUGGAGUGGACCAAGGCCUGAACCAAUUCAUGCUAGACAAAGCUUGCACCACGGACUGCUGAUAGUUGCACUGAUUGUAAUUACAAAAGACCUGACCACAGGAGGAGUACAGGCUUGGACCUACAAUUAUAGCAUCAGCCCAGGCCGCAACUGGAAUUCGGCCCGCCAGUGGUGCCAGCAGCACUUCACAGACAUGGUGGCAAUCCAGAACCAGCAGGAGAUCAGUUUCCUUAACCAGCUGCUGCCCUACAACCCCAGCUACUAUUGGAUUGGCAUUCGCAAGGUGGCUGGAGUUUGGACCUGGGUUGGGACCAAUAAGAGCCUGACCACAGAGGCUGAGAACUGGGCGACUGGGGAGCCUAAUAAUGAACUGGAGGACUGUGUGGAGAUUUACAUCAAGAGGGGCAAUGACAUGGCCAAGUGGAAUGAUGAGAGGUGCAACAAGAGGAAGGGAACUCUUUGCUACACUGCUUCUUGUUCCCAGGAUUCCUGCAGUGUCCAUGCAGACUGUGUGGAGACCAUAGGAAACUACACUUGCCAAUGCCAUCCAGGUUUCCAGGAGCCACACUGUGAACAAGCAAUUGUGUGCCAAACCAUCUUGGAUCCGGAGCAAGGUUCUCACCACUGCUUCGACUCCUAUGGGCCUUACAGUUUCAACUCUUCCUGCCGUUUCCAUUGUAACCUUGGCUUUCGGUUGGUGGGGGCACCCAGACUGGUGUGCCAAGCCAAUGGGCACUGGGACCACCCAGCUCCUCUGUGCCAGGUCAAACAGUGUCCAGCCCUGAAUUACGCCCCUACUGGAGGUAGUAUGGACUGCAGCCACCCCAUUGCACCUUACAGCUACAACUCCACCUGUGAGAUCAAUUGUGAUGAAGGCUAUGAGUUCGUUGGCCAAAACCAGAUACGUUGUGACCAUACUGGCCAGUGGACUGCCGGUGUCCCAGCAUGCACAGUGAAGAAGUGCACUCCCAUUUCCACCACUGCCAUGGGCAAUAUGACAUGUGUGGAUGUUCUGGAGCCAUUCUCCUUUGGCUCCAGAUGUAGCUUCAACUGCUGGGAAGGCUACUACCUGACUGGACACAACACACUCACCUGUUUGGCCUCUGGAGAAUGGAGUAACCACACACCAACAUGCACUGUGAUACAUUGCAACAGUCUAAAAGCUCCCUCUCAUGCCUCCAUACAAUGUCAAGACCCAAUAGGAGAGAACAGUUAUGGGUCCACAUGCACCAUUCAGUGUCAGAAGGGAUUUGAUGUGAUUGGCACCAACUUCACCAAAUGUUCCUCACAGGGCAACUGGAGUCACGCCCUUCCUGUCUGCCAGGCUAGGAGGUGUAAUCUGAUAACCGCUCCUCCUCACGGCUCCCUAUCCUGUUUAGAUCCAAAUGGCCCCUUCAGGUUUGGUUCCAAGUGUGUGUCGGUGUGUGAGGAGGGCUUCCUCCUGAAUGGGACUGACACUGAGUGCACCUUUCAGGGCACAUGGAGCGCAGAGGUCCCGCAAUGUUUUGCACGCUCAUGCCCCCUACUGGCUGCUGCUCCACACAACGGCUCGAUGAACUGCACCCACCCAUACUCCCCGUUCAGUCAUGGUUCCAGAUGUGACUUUGGGUGCAAUGAAGGUUUCUCACUGAGAGGAGCAUCAAACAUAACAUGCAAUGCCACGGGUCACUGGAAUCAGGACCUGCCCACCUGCCAGUUGGUCCAGUGUGAAGCCAUUCCUGCGCUGUCCUCACCCCUCUCCAUGAACUGCUCCCACACUCUGAGGAACUUCAGCUUUGGCUCCCGGUGUCUUUUCACCUGUGAGGAGGGUUAUUCCCUGAAUGGGACAAAGGAGCUGUUUUGCUCCAGCAGUGGGCUCUGGAGUGACAAUUUACCUACCUGCACAGAGCAGGGUAUGCCUUUGAGGACUGCGAUGCUGAUGUCUACCGGCGCAGGGGCAGCCUCUGGUGUUGCUGUGCUCAUCCUGAUAGGACUGGGUCUCUUGAUUGCCAAACAAUUUAAGAGGAAAAAAGGAAUUGUGGACUAUGAUAUGGCAACGUGGAAUGAGACAGAGAAUUUAGGCUUUGAAUUUUGAUUUUUUUUUUU